Molecule: messenger RNA, 7933 nt
Organism: Protopterus annectens (West African lungfish)
Lineage: Eukaryota; Metazoa; Chordata; Ceratodontiformes; Protopteridae
Gene: SLC23A2
Product: solute carrier family 23 member 2
Exons: 16
Coding region: 905-2854 (649 amino acids)
Biological process (GO): L-ascorbic acid metabolic process; transmembrane transport
Cellular component (GO): membrane
Molecular function (GO): transmembrane transporter activity
Source: RefSeq, a predicted model, not a curated record
GAAAGAAACAAACAAACUAUUAGCAGUGAAGGUUAAGUGCUUAUCAUACGCUUGAUCAGCGCUUCCUUCACAGUGUUCAUUCAGCAGUCUGUUAAAUAAAUGGAUUUAUAUAAAACGCAGCACAGUACACUGUGAGGCACAUGCCACGGUAUCCGUGCUUCAGCAGAUGAAGCUUUCCUGGCCUACAAAAGCGCUUUAGACACAUCAGAGCCCUACCUUCAGUCAGAGUCAGCUUAUUUUUUCUGUCGUUUCCUGUUAUUUUUUAUUUGGGUUUUAUAACGACUAGCAAAUGCAAGUCUGGCUGUAACUAGAAUGUUUUGUUUUUCCUCAUUGUUAAGAGGCAAUAUACCAUAGGUGCUAGCUUAUAAGGCACUGAUAAAGUUGAUUUCUGGUUUUUGUAGUAAUUAGUAAUUAAUGUAAUGUGAAACAUGUAACUUGCAUAAUGCAAGUGAACUGGGCAGGCGCAGUAAGUGGAUUUGACUCGAGCUGGUGUAAAAAGAAAAAUGUUGUUGGGGUCCCUACAGGUUAUCGUGGGCUUGAUUUCCUGGUAAAAUAAUGCAAGCCAUACGUGGAAAAUGUGUUUGUAGGCAUUUUUUGGAACCGAAAUCGCUUAUCACCAUUCACCAUUACGAACCCUUCACUUCGCUGUUUUGACAUUCUAUAGCGGCAGUGUUUUCUCGAGCAAUGGGGGCUUGAGUUGGUUUGUUAUGUAGGAAGUGUUAUGGAAGUUUACUUAAGUGACACCAUUUGACCAUUUAUGAUCAUGCUUCUGGUGCAAUUCUGACAGCAAAAAAUACUGCCUUUCAAGAAAAAAAGGGAUCAGCAGACACUCCUGGACCUCUGCAGUAGUUUUACUAGAUAAACUCCAGCUUGACUACAUUUACUUUAUUUUUCUGUUGCUGCAAUGGGUGUUGGCAAGAAUAACAAGUCAAACUCUUUGGAUAGUGGAGGUUCUGCUGAUAGUCCAUAUGAAGAUGAAACCAAACAUCCGCCUUCCUUUUUCCCUAUACCGGUCUUGAUAAACGGUGGUGCUACACCCACUGGUGACCAGGAUACUGAAGACACAGAACUGAUGGCAAUAUAUUCCAAAGAAAGUGGUACAGCAGAAAAGAGCUCUCUUGCAGAAACAAUGGACAGCACAGAAAGUUCUGAAAGUCUGAGAAUAGAUAUGAUUUAUUCAAUAGAGGAUGUGCCUCCUUGGUAUCUUUGUAUAUUCCUAGGGUUACAGCAUUACCUGACAUGCUUCAGUGGAACAAUAGCAGUGCCAUUUUUAUUGGCUGAGGCAAUGUGUGUUGGCUAUGAUCAGUGGGCCACAAGCCAGCUAAUUGGAACAAUUUUCUUUUGUGUGGGCAUUACUACUUUACUGCAAACAACAGUAGGAUGCAGAUUGCCCUUAUUCCAGGCCAGUGCAUUUGCAUUCUUAGCACCUGCACGUGCCAUUUUAUCACUGGACACCUGGAAGUGCAACUCGUCAGAUAUCCCAGUGGUUAAUGCAACUGAGUUACUGCACACCGAGCACAUCUGGUAUCCUAGGAUACGAGAGAUUCAGGGGGCUAUCAUCAUGUCUUCGCUGAUUGAGGUAGUUAUUGGUUUUCUCGGCCUCCCAGGAGCGCUACUGAAGUAUAUUGGGCCACUGACCAUCACUCCAACAGUAUCUCUGAUAGGCCUUUCUGGUUUUCAGGCUGCAGGAGAAAGAGCGGGCAGGCACUGGGGCAUUGCUAUUCUAACAAUUUUUCUAGUGCUACUUUUCUCACAGUAUGCUCGCAAUGUCAAACUGCCUUUGCCCGUCUACAAGUCAAAGAAAGGCUGGACGGCCUACAGAUUACAGUUUUUCAAAAUGUUUCCCAUUAUAAUGGCCAUUUUAGUAUCCUGGUUGCUGUGUUUCAUUUUCACAGUCACAGAUGUCUUCCCACCUGACAACACCAAGUAUGGCUUCUAUGCACGCACAGAUGCAAGGCAGGGCAUUUUGUCUGUGGCACCUUGGUUUAAAAUUCCUUAUCCAUUUCAGUGGGGUUUACCUACAAUCACAGCUGCUGGAGUUAUUGGCAUGCUUAGUGCUGUUGUGGCCAGCAUCAUUGAGUCAAUUGGAGAUUACUACGCCUGUGCAAGACUGUCAGGUGCCCCACCACCACCUAUUCAUGCGAUUAACAGAGGAAUAUUCAUUGAGGGACUUUCCUGUGUUUUGGAUGGAGUAUUUGGUACGGGCAAUGGAUCUACUUCAUCCAGCCCCAAUAUUGGUGUUUUGGGCAUCACAAAGGUUGGAAGUCGUAGAGUUAUCCAGUAUGGUGCUGCCUUCAUGCUGCUCCUGGGAUCAGUUGGGAAGUUCAGUGCCUUGUUUGCAUCUCUCCCAGACCCUGUGCUUGGAGCACUCUUCUGCACAUUAUUUGGUAUGAUUACUGCUGUGGGACUGUCUAAUCUCCAGUUUGUAGAUCUGAACUCAUCUCGAAAUCUCUUUGUUCUUGGAUUUUCCAUCUUCUUUGGCCUGGUUCUGCCAAGUUAUUUGAGACAGAACCCACUUGUUACAGGUAUUGCAGAAAUUGACCAAGUACUGAAUGUCCUACUCACCACAGCUAUGUUUGUUGGUGGCUCUGUUGCUUUUCUUUUGGAUAACACAAUCCCAGGUACUGCAGAGGAACGAGGACUCAGUAAGUGGAAGAAGGGAACUGCUAAAGGAAACCGAUCUCUAGAAGACACGGAUUCAUACAAUUUGCCAUUUGGCAUGGACUUAAUUAACAAGUAUAAAUGCUUCAGCUACUUGCCCAUCAGUCCCACCUUCCUGGGCUACCAGUGGCACGCUUUCAGGGAAUGUGCCCACAACAGGAGUUCCGAAGACAGUUGUGUUCCUGCUGUAUAGUUACUAAUGAAGUGUUACCUGCUUGAGACCAACAACAUAUUAACAGUGUAUUCUUCAAGGUUUAACAAUUUUUGUACAUAUACAUUUAUAUACUGACAGCCAGGUUUGCUCAUGGGUACAAGUUACCCAUUUGUUGUGGGUAUUAAUGUCAUUAACUCUCUUAGUCCUGCGAUGCAGUAGCUAUCGCCUUAAGCAGCUAAGUUUUUCAAGAAGAUAUCUGGGAAAUGUGAAAGGGAUUGUGUUUUCAAAUGAAAGUGUUGGGUUGACUGUGAUCAUCUCAGGUGUCAGGGGGAGGCUUUUAAAAGACCAGACUUUUGAUGAGCUUAGUCACGUAGGACUAAAAUAGUUAAUACAGUCUUAUACUUUAUUUAUUAAAUUGUAGUUUACCUUAUUUAUUAAAAGUGUUCUUUAACCCAAGGUGGAUUUAUUGUUAAAGUAAGCAGGACUGCUGUUUUUGCAGCUUAGUUACGAAACAAUGACAUUCUUGUGUGUUGCGAUAUACAGUCUGCAGCACUUCUGAUAGACUCAACUUAUCUCCUGUAGUACCCUGUUUAUUAUGCCCCUUAAAUCAGAAAAGUUUAUCCUUAAGGAUCAUUGCUAUAGUGCAUCUAUAAUCUGAGUAGGAUAAUCUUCUGGACAGAUCUUAGGAGAAGUGGAGAUUGCAUAGUGGGUUCAUCCAUAUUAUGACCAACUGCAGGAAAUCCAUCAGUAGAAGGGAGCAUAACUCACACCAUCAUAAAUUCUCUGUUUUAGCCACUGAAGUGAAAUAUCAACCUUAUCACUUCACAAUUUGAUGUUCUUACUUGGCUGAUCUGAGAAAAUGACAAGUAUUCUGUAUACUAUCUGCAUUGAGCACACCAUUUGUAUUGACUGUUUAGCUUUUUUCCCUGGUGGUUAAUGAUGGUCCUAGUAAAGAUCCAAAGAUGGCUGAAAAUGUUCUUACAGAAAACAAUUUCUCCUUAAAGACUAAUAUGUCUCUCUUUUGAGGAAGGGGACAGAACCUGAUGUUGAUUAAGGUGAGUCAGAAGGAUCCUUGUGGCAUUUCUUGGAAGACCAUAAACUCUGUGUUAGCCUAGAGUACAUCUGCCUGUACUUCAGCAGGAAGUCUAGUUGUAAGGCUAGACACUCCCUAGAGAAGGGCACAAUCAUAAGAAAUAUUCCAAGUAACAUAAAAGAACAUAGAAUAGAGGGUAAGACUAUAAAACUGGUUUCAGAGCAGGAUUUUGCCACUAUUCCAGGUUAGGCAGCUGAAGCCUUAGUGAUUCCCACCCACCACUAGAUAUAUUGUACAAAGUACUGUACUGGUAUCAAAGUGCUAUUACAGUUUCAGUAAAAUUGCAAGCAUUUGGAAUGAGGUAAGACUGCUAUAUAGGUGUUCAGCAAGGCUUUUAGACCUUUUUGAGGAGGUUACACUAACUUGUGGCCCCCAGUCAAAGAAAACUUGCCUAAUGUUUGAUAUGCAAGACUGGUGGGAAAAGGUAGUCGAAGACUAAUCCAUGGUUAUUUUGGAUAAAGCACCAGAUAAUUUGACAUUUGGAGCUGGAAUGUUGGCUGCCUAAAGGUCAGUUACUUGCUUGCCAAAGAGAAUACCAGCAAUUUAUAUUGUAAAAGAUUUCCAGAGGAGAAGGACUUGGAAAUACUCCUUCAUGCUACUCCUGCACUUUCCAUCAUUUCAAGCCUUUCCACUUCAGGACUUGGAUUGAAAAGGAAGAGAAAAAGGGCUUCCAUCCCAUUUAAAGUCAUGUGACUCUGAUUGGGAUGAGGAGCACUUGGCUUGUAAUGACUAGUUAGGGUGUGACAAUGACAAGGAGGAUUUCCCAUCAGAGGUUAUCACUUUUGGCGUCUGACACCAUGAAGAAAUAAGUGUGGGGUUAGGGAGCUGACUCAUACAAAGAAAAGAUAACAAAGGCCUUCAGCUAUUUCACUAUCUAUUAAGACUUUCAGGAGUGGUUUUAAAAGUGUAUCAUUACAUUCUUACUCCCAUCCUUUAGACACUGAAAAAUCAGGCAGGUUUCACUGGGUCCAGGAACACUUUCAUCAUUCAUUUACAAAGAAUGCAAACACAGUAACUGCUAAGUUUGUAGUGUUUUGUGAACAACUUACAACAUCUUAGCAACCACUCGUGUUAUACACAUUCUAUUGGCAGCAUUUUGUUCAUCCAACUGAAAGCUUUCAUGUGAGUCAGUUCUGUUUGUAUUACUUGGUUGUUGAGACGUUUAGAAAAACAUGAACUUUUAUGACAGUAUUAAUUAAUAUUUUAAGAACCACAAUUCAUAUCUUUUUACACACGCACACAACCUUUUUUCGGUUUAAUUUAUUUUAUACUCACUAAACAGCUAAAGUGCUGUUUAGCGAGUAUAAGAUAACGGCUCGAUCUCUCACUCUCAUACACUCAUACACUUUCACACAUAGACAUAAACACACACACACUUGUUUUUUUUUUUUAAUUUUAAUUUUUUUUCUUUAUUAUUUUAGCUCAGCAGCAAAGAUGGUGUGUGAUUUUUCCAUGGUUCAGAUUUGCUUUUCAAAUACAGGCACUGUACCGAUGUUGGCACUUUUUUCACUAAAGGUUUACAAAAAUAGAGGUGUUACUCUGCCCUAUUAACAUGCAUUAUUUUACUGUAUGAAACAUAGAAGUAUGGUGUGUGUCAGCAAAGAGGUGGUAGGUUCACCAUCCCAUCCCCCUUCCUUCUUUUUGGCCAGUAGAUCAUUGCAGCAUCAUUUUCUUCAGAGUUUUAUAUAUACUUAGACAUAAGACACUUUAAUACAUAUUGUAUGGAGAGAAGCUGGAUUUAAAGCAUUAAAAUGUAUUGAUCUGGCCUGACAUUAUCUGGAGUCCACACUGCAGAGAGUGCAGCAGGUAACUCUACCAUAUUAUGUGUUCCCAAAUCAUUGAGCUUCUGAAAAGAAACCAUUUUGACCAGUUGACCCCAUGUACCAGUAAGAGUAUUGUAAAUAAAAUAAACCUAUUGCGGUAGUCUUUUUGUAGUGCAAAUUUAUGUGAGGGGGAGUACGGUUUAAUUCUACCAUUGAUAGGUAACAAUUUGGUCAUUAUAUCUACAUUUUUGAAUUGUCCCAAGAGCAUCAGAGGUUGACCAGGAAGAUAUUAAAUGUGUUGUAUGUAUUUAAUAUCUAGGGUAUGUGGGCUACAUAUCUCUGAAUCCUGUCAUUGUCUGUGGGUCAGAAAUUCAGAGUCCAUUAAGAGUGUCAGUGUGUUUGGCAUGCAAAUGCAUCUGAUGUUACCCAAAAUAUGUUGUAUAUCCUGCUGUUUAGGGGCACCACAGAAGCUAUAAACUCCUAUCUGUAACUCAGUGCAGUAUUCUUCAUUUAGUUGUUGCCCUGUUCCAGAGAAAUGUAACACCAAAGUCGUGGACAAAGAACACCCAUAUAAAUAACAGACCCCUCUCCAUUUAUUGAGUUUUACCUGUUGUGGUGUUAUUUAGAUUAUUAAUGGUGUUCUUUUUUUCACUUGUGCAAGAGCAGACAUAGCUAAAGUGCAGAAGAAACCCAGAAGCUGGCAGUCUUGUGGUUGAAACUGCAAUGGAAAUUUUAAAUUUGGCAGGGGACAGUUGAGCCCACUACUGCUUUUGGCAGUCAAUACAUAUGUUAAUUCCUUUAAAAUGUCUUUGUUGUAAAAGAUGAUUGUGGUCCUGUUUUCACAUAUUAACCUUUAAAUCAGCCAGCAUUUUGUCCUAUUUAUGGCAGUAUUUCUGUAUGUAAAAAUAAAUAAAUAGCAUCACCAUUUGGGAUCAGAGUUUGUAGAUGUAUUUAGUGGUGCUUUAAUUUUCAUGACAGUGUCAUGCAAAUAUUUAAACUUCUUCAUGAAGGAAAAUUGAGAAAAUAUUGGUUUGCAGCAUGUAUUGAUUUCUUAUGCUGUCAAUGAUGAACUUACUAAACCGUAAACCUGAAUUCAUUCCAUUGUCACCUAGGACUGGCACCUUUUCAUUAACAUUAGUGAGUGUACUGAAAUGCUUGGGAGGAAAUACAUGUUGUGCAUAAAUAUUUUUGCCUUGCUUUAGUUCAAGGAACACUAUAUGCACUAAGAAGCAGUCUGAAUCUUCUUCUGGACACACACACACACACACACACACACACACGUAAUUGCAGUGUUUGCAUGUGUUACCUGAGUUUCCAUACUUGCCAUGUUACUUCAUGUAAGGCUACUUGGUUGAAUAUUCUGGAUUUCUACUGCAACUGCUGUUUCCAUUGCAGCUGUUUUGAGAUUAUUUUUUUUCAGUGAAACUAUUAGCAGAUAAAGUAUUCAAGACCUUCAGAUGUAUUUUGUAUAUUUUACAGAACAUGCAUGCAGACAUUCAAAUAAACUGUUAAAAAGAGGCCAGUGAUCUCUUGAAACUUCCCAUUCUGCAUCUACCUCUUCACCAUCCACUCUUCGAGCUUGAGUCUACUUAAACUCUGUGUUGUUUUGCCUUUAUUCAGUGUCAGGGUUUUACUGGAUUCUUCUGUCUAUCUUGAGUUGUCCUCGUUGUAGGCAUUACCCAUUUAUCUUCUUCCUUUUCCUUCCUGUCCAUUUCUACUAGCUCUGUGUAACAAUUGAUAAUACUGUACUGUACCAGAAUUAGCUGGAAACACUGUAUGCAACGAGACUGAAAAACGAAAGUCUUUAUCUGUGAAUUACCCAAGCUCAUGCUGAACAGGUGCCAGGCUUUCCUUUAUGGGCCAAGUCGUGUGUACUUUUCAGAAUGAAUUUUCCAAACACUGUAUUUCAUUCAGUAAGGCUUUAUUAACGGUUUACAAUAUCCGAAUACUGUCUUCAUUAGCAGUACUGAUAAACAAUUAGUGUUCAGAGUUACUGCAGGUCAUAUUCUGAUUGUCCUGUAUGACCUGGCUUCUGUACUCAGGCUCGAGUCUCUGUCAUCUUCUCUGAGGUAACAGGUCAAAUGAACUUACAAACCUUAACUGAACUGCUAUCCCGAACACAGCAUAGUAUAUUGCUUCAGUUCAGUAGUUUUUCUUAUUUAUUUUUUUCUAACCUUGGUCUCAGGCUUUGUCUCGUCUGUGCUAAGGAACAUUCUGUAGCUAACAAGGUUGUAUCUUUCCCUUGAGAAAAAAAAAUUCUGU